CGCCCUAAUCGGAGUGUGAUUAGUUGAUUCAUGGCGCUAAUAGAAUCGAUUGGAGAAUAGAAUAGUACAACAUGCUCGUGAUCGAUCGUCUACGAACUUGUACUGCGGUACUACACUUUUACCACCACCUUCCUCUGGUGCUCCGCUUUGUCCGGCCAUGUCGCGGGCCUUGCGGUCCGACUUAGUGUCUGCUGCACUGCAUUUCUUUGUCUUUGGGUCCUACCCGUCCUCGAUCUUUGCGGGAUCGAGUCCAAUUAUGAUGCCGCGAGUGUGGAACACGUGCGACGACGCCGGCCCUUCUUCGACUGUGCACGAUGGUGCAGCACCGCGAGAGCAUAUUCUCUGGAAUCUGGUGCUCCUGCACAAGUGAGUCGCAGACUCGAGUUAUUGGUAAGGCGACGAUGGAUGGCUUCGGUGCGUACUGUCUUCGAGGUUAGUUGAUUUCGAGGACUUGGAUGGUGUUGAUGAUGUACUGCACUAGUUUUGUCGCAUCAUCUUUCAGUUUAUGCCCGAAUGCGGAGACGAAUCGAGUUGAGAGUCCACGACGACCUGGUCCCAGCGAAUAAUUGCUGGCGAUGGGAAAUUCUUGCAAGUACGAUCGGGGUUUGUCUCCCUGGGGCUUAAUGGGCUUCUGAAUUGAAGAUUUGCAUGGAGAAAUUAAUGUUUUCAUUUCCACUCUUUCUGUGCUGCAACCGGGUCUAACUCUUUGACCUGCACAUGUCCUUGCCCCUCUCACACGACUUGGCAAGUCAAGUCAAAUUUUAGCACACUUAUCAGUGCAUUAUAAUUGAAGUGAAGACACGAAAAGGUGCUUUUCAAAACAAGCGGGUGAGAGAAAUUGUCGGGAUUGAGAAAGAUUGAGAAAGAUUGAGGAAAAAGAGAAAUGUAUGGGAGAACUCACAAGGUUUGGCCAAUAGAACGGGGCAGCGAGCAUGCACGCUGCAUAAUUGAUCUCGGGAAUGAUGUGGAUACGAUGAACAAAUCGUCCUCGUUGCUGUACAAGUUUGGUCUUUGGGAGCCAAAAGGAGCAGAAAUGUCGGAAGUGCGUGGGCAGGAGCGCCAUCGGUGUGAAAGGCAUCAAUGCUCGUGAGGAGAGGAGAGAAGAUAAGAGAAGAGGAGGGACGAGCACGAAAUUCCUCUCUCCUUCGUGCUCCGAGCAAUGACAUCGGCCCCCGUGGCCUUGUCAUUGCAGAGGUCUGCAGCUGCAAGCUCUCGGAGGAGUGUAAAGGGCUUCGAUUAGUCCUGCCUUUGGAACGAUCUGAACUGGAGCUAAGGACUGGAGCUCCGAACCGACGGGCUUGGUUCGUACAAAACAGGUCGAAGGGUCACGAAAAUGUCGUUCAGAAGAUAUUUGCUUCGAGGUGAAGUAUUGUGGAAUUUGCCAUACCGACUUGCACCAGAUUAAAGAUGACUGGAAGGAGCUACCAGCAACGUACCCGAUGGUUCCAGGCCAUGAGGUUGUAGGAAUCGUGUGUGAAGUGGGGCGCGAUGUGAAGACUUUCAAACCGGGCGAUAGGAUUGGUGUGGGAUGCAUAGUCAACAGCUGCGGACAGUGCGAUCAUUGUAAAAGGCACCUCGAGCAAUACUGCGAACGAAAGUUCGUCUGGACCUACAAUGACAAGGACAUUUACGUUGAUGGAAACAUCACCUACGGUGGCUAUUCCACCCUGAUGGUGGUACCUGAGAGGUACGCUUUGAAAAUCCCAGAAGCUUUGCCCCUGGAUGCUGCUGCACCUUUAUUAUGCGCAGGUGUUACGGUUUACAGUCCAAUGAAGCACUAUGAAAUGGAGAAAGGAGGAAAAAACUUUGGAGUGAUAGGGUUGGGAGGUCUGGGCUUCAUGGCUGCUAAGUUCGCGAAAGCGUUUGGCAUGAGGAUCACGGUUAUCAGUACCUCGCCCAGCAAAGAGCAAGAGGCCCGUCACGCUCUACACGCCGAUCACUUUGUCGUGAGCACUGAUCCGAAACAAAUGAAGGCAGCAGAAAAAUCGUUGGAUUUCAUCAUAGAUACAGUCUCUGCCGAACAUUCCAUGGAUCAAUAUCUCCCUCUUCUCAGAACGAACGGAAAGAUCAUCCUCGUGGGUAUUCCUUCAAAGCCUCUGGAGGUCUCAGCUUUCAAUCUUCACGCUGCUCGGAGAUGUGUGGGUGGCAGUCUGAUUGGAGGAAUCAGAGAAACUCAAGAAAUGCUUGAUUUCUGCGGGAAGCAUCAUAUUUUUUGCAAGAUCGAGUUGAUACCCAUAGGCUACGUGAAUGAAGCUAUGGUACGGUUGGUAAAAUCAGAUGUAAAGUAUCGCUUCGUGAUCGAUGUUGCAGCAUCCACCCCACCCGAAUUCAGGCCAAACUAAACUUCAAACCCCUGUUCUCCCAACGAAUCAAAUAUACACAUGGCUGUGCAGUCAACGUGAGAUUAGAUGGUGUUCUGGUAUCCUUCUGCGCUAGCUGCGAAACAAAAUCUGGAGGAAGAUUCUUGCUCUGGACACUACUCACAGACCGGAGGAUCUCCACAUUUCCUUCGUGUACAUUUUGGCCAGGCUUGUAUUUUAUCCACAAUGCCGACAUGAAGCUGUAACUCCUUACGAUCCUUUCGCAGUCGGCCUUCCUUCCAAUUAGACGAAGUACGAACUCCACGUUCCCCGAUACCAGUUCAAGGGUAAGAAACUAAGAAGAAGCAAUUUGACAAAACCAAAUGUGAAACAUGACUACAUGAACCAGUAACCGAGAGCUCCAAAGCCAUACCUGGACCGGCUUCCUAAGAAAACCACGAAGUUCCACGAUAACUGUUGUUUGCUCCAUAGUCCCGAGGUCCUCCAAACCUCCAGUCUGACGUCGAACGCACUUCAGAAGCAACUCGAGUCUUCGAUGCUUGAUUCAUUUGGACGAGAUGCCUUAUGCUCGAGACGAGCGUCCAGAACACCUUCAGGAGUCUCAGCUGCAAGAUCCAAGCAAUCGCGUUCGACCUGAGAUGACCUCGAUACACUCUGCGGGGACAUAGGGACUGAGAAGGUCAUGCGUGUUCUCCUCUGCCCAAACAUCGCUCUGUCUCUCACGAAGGCACCAUGACACUGGAAAGCACAGACAGCAAGAAUUCGUUUCUCAAGAUCCUUCUGUGAAGGCGAUCGAACUGUCGAUCAGUUUCCAUAAUGAUCCAACGAAGCCUUCGCUGGGGAAACUCAAAACAAGUGUAGCUUGCACAACAUGUAACCUGGAUAGCGAGCAGGACCACGUAGGAGUAAGGGAAGCUGGUGGACAUGUGCCAAAUGUUUAGGAUUCCCACGAUGAAUCAACGCUUGUCAGGUUCAGUCAUCCACCUAUUGAUAAUGGAGCCGUGGAUUCGUGUUACAGACUUGUUUGUCAGCGUGACCUGUUGAAUGACAUGAACAAUCUCGUUCCAUGUGUUCGACGAUCUACUGCCGUUAUGGAUCCAAACUGGAAGGGCCAAGGCAGAACAAUUCAUACAAGCUCUGCAUGCUGACUGAGUACCUCUAGAAGAUCAUGUGUGAACGCAGGACGUCAAGCAAAUUCUCCAGUCCGUGAGGCCGUCAGCAAUGGUUCAACACAUGAUCAUAUUUCUUAAACCUCAUCCAGGGUCUCCUAUUGAAAUUCAAAGUUAAAUUAGACUGUCCUUAAAAUGUUCUCUAGAACAUAACCCUGGACCUUAACAGCAGACUCCUAUUUCCGAAUCCGAAUGAAGGGAAUCCGGAUCUAAAAUCUAGGGCAAACUGCAAUGGCAUGUUACGUGCGCGCUCAUGACUCCGUAUCUGACAAGAGCUCCGACUGAUUCCCUCCACUCUUCUAAUA
Molecule: messenger RNA, 3795 nt
Organism: Marchantia polymorpha subsp. ruderalis
Lineage: Eukaryota; Viridiplantae; Streptophyta; Marchantiopsida; Marchantiales; Marchantiaceae
Source: the annotation of a GenBank genome assembly